AUGGCGUCCGACUCUGCUGAUUCUGUCCCAAUUCCGCAGCCUCCUCCACAUUACUUUACUGGCAACCUCACAGAAAUCGAUCCAGAUGACUCAGGCAGCUCCUUCCAGCGGCUUGCAGACAUAUAUGGCGAGAUUUUCCAGCUGGACAUGCCAGGCCGCAAGGGCAAAGUCAUUGUUGCCUCUUCCUACGACACAAUAAACGACUGCUGUGACGGCGAGCGGUACGAAAAGGUCAUCAAUACUGCCCUCGAACAGGUCCGGGCUCUCGCUGGAGAUGGCCUGUUCACAGCUUAUUCUGGAGAAAAGGGCUGGGGCAUUGCACACAGGCUGCUCAUGCCUGUCUUUGGCCCAAUGGGUAUUCGCAAGAUGUUUGACGAGAUGAUGGAAGUUUCCAGCCAGAUGCUGCUUCGCUGGGAUCGUUUCGGCCCAGACCACGAGAUCAACUGCGGCGAUGAUUUCACGAGGCUCACAUUCGAAAUGAUUGGUUUGUGCGCAUUUGGAUACAGAUUCAACAACUUCUACACUGACCACCCACACCCGUUUGUCGACCAAAUGGUCCAGGUUCUGCUUGAAUCUGGAAGACGCGCCGGCCGAACCGCGCUCGAGAACAAGCUACGCAUCUUUGCCGAGUCCAACCGUCAGGAAAACAUCAAGAAGAUGCAUGAUGUCUGCGACAAGAUUAUCGAGGCACGCAUAGCAAACCCGCAACCCGGUGCCAAGGACCUGCUGAACCCCAUGCUUGAGGGCGUCGACCCAGUCACUGGCGAGAGAAUGUCAAAAGAGUUGAUCCGCUACAACAUGGUCACCUUUUUGAUCGCUGGCCAUGAAACCACGAGCGGUACGCUUGGUUACCUGUUUUACCAUCUUCUCAAGAACCCCGAGAAAUACCUCAAGGUUCAGCAGGAAGUUGACGAGGUUGUCGGAGACGGCCCUUUGAAACUUGAGCACCUCUCGCGCUUGGUUUACCUCAAGUUUAGCAUUUACGAAGCGUUGCGGUUCAAGGGGCCCAUUGCAGUCCUGGGCAAACAUGCAUUGAAGCCGACCAAGAUUGCCGGCAAAUACCAAGUGCAACCCGAGGAUAUUAUUGUCUGCAAUCUGCCAGGUCUGCAUCACGACCCCAAGAUCUGGGGAGAUGACGCCGAUGUAUUCCGGCCUGAGCGCUUCCUGAAUGGCGGCUGGGAGAAUCUACCGCCAAACUCUUGGAAGGCAUUUGGUGACGGUGUGCGAGCCUGCAUUGGACGUGCUUUUGCCGAGCAAGAAAUGGUUAUGACUGUUGCGCUCAUUAUGCAGAAAUUCCAGGUCGAAAUGGCUGACCCUGGAUACCAACUGCACCUAGCAGUGUCUCUCACGUCGAAACCCAAGGAUUUCAACAUCAAGGUCCGCAGACGACCCGGACGUAGCAUGGCUAGUCUGGGCGCUGUUGGAGGUGCCGCUCCAUCGCAAACGCCCGCCUCCUCCGGCGCAGAGGCCAAAGACGGAGAUGCCAGGGACGCAAAGCCCAUUACCGUACUCUAUGGAUCGAAUGCAGGCACUUGCAAGUCAUACGCCGAGGACCUCGAGUCAAAUGCAGCGCGAUACGGAUUCAAAGCCAAUGUGAGCAGUUUGGACUCUGCGACUGAAAAUAUCCCAAAGGACCAUCCAGUCAUCAUCAUUGAGCCUUCGUACGAGGGGAAGCCGGCGGACAAUGCGAAGAAGUUCACCGCGUGGCUGGAAAGCAGUGCAGAGACGAAAAAGCUCGAGGGCGUGCAGUAUGCCGUGUUUGGUGUCGGCAACAGUGAUUGGACUCACACGUACCAUCGCGUGCCCAAGCUGACCGACGAACUGUUUGGAAAGAUGGGUGCAACACGCUUCAUGGAGACUGGCUUUGCCAACGUCAAAGAAGACCUCAUGGGCUCGUGGGAAAGCUGGUCGGAGCAGAUGUGGGCCAAACUUCGAGAAACGAGCGGCACCACGGUUGAAGUCCUCAAUGGCGCACUCAAGGCUCAAAUCACGCCUCCCAAGUUCGCCACGUACCUUGGAGGCAAAGACAUUGCGUAUGGCCUCGUCCAGGUCAACAAGGACUUGGGCGGCAGUGAAGUCGGACUGGCUAAGAAGCACAUGGAAAUCGUGCUGCCGCCCAAUACCUCGUAUCGCUCUGGCGACUAUAUGGUUGUGCUGCCACUGAACAACACGCUUACAGCAAAACGGGUCCUGAAGCGCUUCGACCUGGCGCCAGACGACACCAUUGCCAUUACUGGAACUAACAAGACGUUUCUCUCUACCGACGCUCCGAUUGCCGUCUAUGAGCUCCUGAUGACGCGAGUCGAGCUCGGCACACCCAUUUCGCAAAGGCAACUCCAGCUCCUCGCAAACGCAACGCCAGAAGAUAAACGCGCUGAGCUGCUCAGACUCGCCAGCGACGAAGUAUACAAGAGCGAAGUCAUUCCCAAGCGCCUCACCAUGCUGGACCUCCUCGAAGACCACCCAGACUGCACCCUCCCCUUUUCCGUCUACCUCGACUCACUCAAACCGCUCGCGCCCCGCCAAUACAGCAUUUCCAGCUCGCCGCUCGCCAACGUGGAAUUCGUCCAGGCGGCCGACGGCAGCACCGCGCAGCGCCUCACCGCAACCGUGACGUACGACGUACACGACGAGCCGGCAUGGAGCGGGCACAACCGCCGCUUCUACGGCGUCGCAUCCACGUAUCUCGCGCGCGCCGAGCCCGGCGACAAAAUCCGCUGCUUCACACGCCCGACAAACACCAAUUUCCAUCUCCCCACCGACCCGACCACCCCGCUCAUCAUGAUCUGCGCCGGCUCCGGUAUCGCGCCCAUGCGCGGCUUCAUCCAGGAACGCGCCACCAUCAAGCAAGCCCGCAACGCGGCCCUCGGCCCCGCAAUCCUGUACUUUGGAUGCCGCGACUACCAGCACGACUACAUGUACGCUGAAGAGCUCGCGCGCUGGCAAGCCGACGGCAUCGUCACCGUGCGCCCCUGCUUCUCCAAGUCCGCGCCAGCAGGCCAGAAACCGCAGCGUGUGCCCGACCGCAUGUGGGAUGAGCGCAAGGAGUUGGCGGAAUUGUUUGGUCAGCGCGGCGCCAAAAUCUUCCUCUGUGGUAGUGCGAGUAAGUUGGCCAAGAGUACCGCCAAAGUGGUCAUCCGUAUUUUCAGGGAUCUGCACCCGGAGAAGACGGAGGAGGAGGCGCUGGAGUGGCUGGAGAGGGUCAAGGAGGAUCGCUUUGUUAGUGAUGUUUUUGAGUAG
This is a messenger RNA of Exserohilum turcica Et28A, 3240 nucleotides long. RefSeq lists its product as uncharacterized. Gene Ontology annotation, molecular function: iron ion binding; heme binding; FMN binding. The transcript is spliced from 4 exons. Gene Ontology annotation, cellular component: cytosol. The record is from RefSeq and is a predicted model, not a curated record. Lineage: Eukaryota; Fungi; Ascomycota; Dothideomycetes; Pleosporales; Pleosporaceae. The coding region runs from base 1 to 3240 and encodes 1079 amino acids.